This is a messenger RNA of Sorghum bicolor (sorghum), 1010 nucleotides long. Its product is annotated as transcription factor SRM1. The record is from RefSeq and is a predicted model, not a curated record. Bases 49 to 879 code for a protein of 276 amino acids. Gene Ontology annotation, molecular function: DNA binding. The transcript is spliced from 2 exons. Lineage: Eukaryota; Viridiplantae; Streptophyta; Magnoliopsida; Poales; Poaceae.
CACAGUUCAUACUACCAACUGUAUUUUAGUACUCAACCCCCAAACCCCAUGGAUCCCAAGUUCAAUGGUGACUGGACUGCCAACGAGAUCGAGACGGUGAGAUCUAUCAUCGCUAGUCACGAUGCCAAAAUCCGAUGGAGCAACAACAGGGAUGCUAUGCACUAUGGCAUUGUGGAAGAGCUCCAUGCAAGGUUCCCAAGGAAGGAUAAGCGUCAGGUAAUUGACUUAUAUGUUGAUCUUGUGGUGGAGAUGGUAAAUGCAAUACCGAUGAGCAGCAACCAGCUGCCUAUGACGGUGAGCAACGGCCAUGUGGUCGACAAUUUUGAAGUGACGGUGGAGAACCUAGGCGUGCACAACAUGGAUGAGAUGAAGGCCCAGAGGAUGGUGGAGGAACAACACCACAGGAAAGUUGUUGUUCCUCAACAGGACAAGCAACGCGCAAGGAGGUUUUGGACUCUGGAUGAGCACAGGAAUUUCCUGUUUGGCCUUUGCGCGUAUGGACGAGGUAAUUGGAAGAACAUCUCUAAGGACUUCGUCACCACUAAAACGCCAGUGCAGGUCUCUAGCCAUGCACAGAAGUUCUUUCGUAGGCAGGAGAGCACCACAAAGAAGCAGCGCUACAGCAUCAAUGACGUCAGCCUCUAUGACACUAAGCCAUGUAGCAAUGCUUACAACCCAUACUGCUAUGGCUCUGGUGGCCAGCUCACUUCCAUGGACAACCUCACACAGGUUUAUUCUCCCUUCCAAGGCCCUGCCAGUCAGGCGGGCAGCAGCCAUACAAUCACCUGGGCUGCGGGUCAGCAGACGCCGCUUCAUUCUUCUGCAACUCCAGUGAUGGAGGAGGAUGGGACCCAAAUGGAAUGGACCAAUUAUUAUUAGCUUGGAGAUUUUGUUACUAAGUGGUGGAUGGACAUGAACAACAUGUAGUAGUUAUUACAUAUGGUUUAGUAUGUCCUAUGAUGCAUGGACACACCUAUCUUGUUGAAGACAAUAUGUAUGGUAGUUUUAAG